CUGAAGUCACGGUGAAGAGCGACUAUUUAGACGAGCUUUUUUAUAUUGUAGUAUAAACUGCAAUUUAUUUAUUUAUUUGUGUGUAUAUAUAUAUAUUUUUUUUAAGUAGAACUAAUCCAGAUAGCCAGUGUAAAGAGGACGAGAAGUGUGUUGUAGUGUCUGGGAUUGGAGGAAUGAAUACAGACUUGGAGGAGCAGGAUGACGAGCUACUCGCGAUGCAAAGUAUCUUUGGUUCGGAGGAGUUCUUCCGGGAAGAGUCGAAGUCUGCAGGGGAAAUCCGAGUGUCCGUGGAGCUUCCUGCUGGCUACAAUGUGGCUCUGAAAGACGGUGAAACAAAGAGGCAAUAUGACAUCUCAUUCCUCCCUCCGUUGCUUCUAAACUUUGAACUUCCUGCGGACUACCCUUCCUCCUCCCCUCCCUCCUUCACCCUCACCUGCAGCUGGCUGACUCACGCACAGCUGGUUUCACUGAGUGCUCAGCUUGCUGAUCUCUACCAGGCCACUGGAGGCGCUGUGGUGCUGUUCUCCUGGAUACAGUUUCUGAGAGAAGAUGCCCUGAAGUUUCUGGACAUCCAUACUCUACUUGAGCUUCCCUCUAAUGAAAACAGCACUCUGCAACAUAACCAAGACAAGCAAGAUGCUGAAGCCUCAGAAGCAAAGGACGAUGAACACUCUUCAAAGUCAGAACCCACAUCUGACCAGUGCGGUAAUGUGUCAUCUGGAGAAAUUCAGCAAAGUAUGCCAAUCUCAGAAGGAGACAGCAGAGAAAAUGUUUUAAGUAAAGGGGGUGUUUCGGCUUCAGUGUUGCAUCCUCCAAGCUCUGUGGGUUCACUAGAGCCAAGUGAACAAGAAGCUGCUUCUUUGCCACUCCAUGCCACAGAACUCUCUCCAAACAAAAUCUCUUUAACUCCGUCACAAAUGCUCAUGUCCCAGAUUCUGAUCCAUGAUGCAACACAGAAACAGAAAGUGUUUGCCUCCACAGUGUUUGACUGUGGUGUUUGUUACAUUGGUUGGCUUGGCUCAGAGUGUGUGCAGCUGUAUGAGUGUGGCCACAUCUUCUGCCAGGCCUGUCUCAGGGAGUUCUGCAAGGUCCAGAUAGCAGAGGGGAACAUCAGGAGUGUCACCUGUCCUCAGGCAGGCUGCACUGCAACACCAACACCGUCACAGGUAAAGAGUCUCAUAGGGGAAGAGCUGUUCAGCAGAUAUGAUCGUCUUCUUCUACAAUCUACACUUGACUCCAUGUCUGAUGUGACCUACUGUCCCCGGAAUUCUUGUGGUUCAGCGGUCAUUCUGGAAAAGUCCAGCACUGUAGCACUCUGCUCUGUGUGCAGCUUUGCUUUCUGUGUUGACUGCAAGAAGGCAUAUCAUGGAGCAAGCAAGUGUUAUGAAGACAAAAUUAUUAAACAGAAACAUGAUGAUGGUCUGCAAAACCUGCCACAAACAGACGAGGGGCUUGCAGCUCUUCUAGAGGACUAUAACACUGGCAGUAAGCAGAGGCGCCACCUUCUGGAGAGCAGAUAUGGCCGCAAAAUGUUUGUGUCUACGUUAAAUUCAACUCUGUCUGAAAGGUGGAAGGCUGAUAAUACCAAGCCCUGUCCUCACUGCUUUUGCCCAAUAGAGAAGGACGGCGGGUGUGACCACAUGUAUUGCACUCAGUGCAGGCAACCGUUUUACUGGUUCUGACUCUCCAGACUGGAUUCUGCAUCCAAACUUUACGUUAACAGCCAAGGGAGAAAAUGAGACACAUUUAGCAUGUAAUCUUUUAGCACUUGAUGACACAUAUAAAAACUAAACUUAUGAAAAAUCAAACAUUACAUACAGAUAAAAAAAAUAUUCACAUGAAGUAUGCUUUUCAAACAAUCACCUCAGCAAAACCUAAAACUGAACGCAAUAAACACAAUAGUUCAUGCUGUAUAUUUUUCCAGUUAAAUUUAGUUAAGUUCAGUUUUUAAAAUGGCAUUAAAUCCCAACUAAAAAAUUAAACAUAAGUGAAGCAAUCUAAGAAAACCAAGCUCUGCGCUUGUUUUGAAAUCUGCUGUACUGGAAUGUACAACUGUGCCAGCUACUGGACAGUUCUGAUUAUCAUUUUAUUCUCUAAAAAACACAAUUUUAAUUUAAUUUGUUUCCUUUUAGUUCUCUUAUACUAAUGAAGAAUGAAUAAACAGACGCAGAAGUACAUUUUCAAUUUUUACUUUCAAGCUUGGUCAAAUAAUUUUAAAUUAGUGAGGCAUUACGUCUUCCUCCUCUUUAAUUUCUGAAGGCCUUUUUAUGGAUACUGUGCUUAUCUUUGCAUCCCUUUUAAGAUUGUUUUCUACCUACCCACAACCAUAAGAAAAAGAAGGAAAGGAGCCACCAAAUAUUAUUUAAAACAGUAAGAAUAUAAUUUUAAAGACAAGUUCACAGAAAAGGGGUAAAAAAGAAAUCUAUAGUAUUUUAUAGGAUAGUAUUUUAAAGAAUUUCUGUUAAAUAUUGUACUGAAUCCUUCCAGUAAUUAUCCUGUGUGUUGUACUGUGUCACAAUCUGCAGAUGGCACUAAAUAACAAGAAUGAGAAAUCCAUAUAUAUAUAUAUGAUUUUAAGCACAUUUUAAUCAAACAAUUAUCAUAAGACAUGUACCUCAAUAUGACAGAAAGUGAGGUAGAUGAAAUAAAAAAAAAGGGGGUGGGGGGGGAGGAGGAUCAGGACAUCCAAAUUCAGUUCAAUCAAACCCUAUGCCAAUAAAUUUAAACAAAACUAUACAAAGUAUACACAUUCACAAAUUUGUAAACAAGUAUACAUAAACAUAUCAAAUAUUUUAGUUGCCCCUUUACUCUUCAGUAGUCUACGUCAGUGGUUCCUCCUUGGGGACCUCCUACAUGCAAAUACUAAAAAGCCAUGGACCCCCAUGUCCCACCUCGUGCUGAAACCAUGCUUGUUUUUAUAUUUUCAAAAGUGAGAUUCUCACCAUAAAUAUUACAUUCUGGCUGAGUCCUGUCCUUCCAUAAACCCAAAGUUAAAUUAGCAACACAAAACCUUUUUUUCUUAAAUAGGGACAAUGUGUCUAAAGACAUGCAUGCCAGGUUAAUUGGGGACUCUAAAUUUUCCUUAGGAGUGAGUGUGAGCAGGAAUGGUUGUUUGUCUCUCUUUGUUGGCCCUUCGAUGGACUCGUGACCUGUCCAAGGUACCCUGCCUCUCACCUGCUAAAUGCUGGGUUAGGCUCCAGCUACCCCGCAACCCUUCAUUGGACGAAACAGUAUAGAUAAUGUAUGGAUGGAUGGGUGGAUGGAUGGAUGGAUGGAGGGACAAUGUGUGGAUAUUAAUCACAAUGGCUCUGAAUGGUGAAGGCCUCGGUGGCCUCAUGUGCUCUUUGAGGGACCCCAGGACCCCACUGGUCUAGGUCACUAGGAAGUUCCAAAAACUGGGAAAAUAACAAUAAUCAUAACAGUCUAGAUAAUAAUAAUAAUAAUAAUAAUAAAAGGAAAACAAAACAAAAGCUAAAAAAGCUAAAGCUAAAAGCUAAUAAAGAAAAUGGAUAUGAUAAAUACAAUAGUGUAAGAUGAUAUCCAAAAAUAAAUAAAUUAAUUAAAACCUAAGAGAAAAAAAAAACAUUAUAAAUGAAAAAUUGCAGUCUGGCAUCAGGGUCUGUCUAGUAUUUCUAGCUAUGCAUCAUGGAGAAACAAUCACUUCCACAUUAUCAGAAAAAGAGGAGGAUGUUGCCUUUGCUUCAUAGGAUCUGUUCCUGCAUAGCGGCCAAAAGCAUUUCAUUUAACUACUUCAUUUAAACUUCUUAAAGUGUGGAGAUGAUGAUUUCCAUUUUAACAAUAUAUUUUGCCUUAUUUUUUCUGCAACUAUACCUGCUUUAAGAAUCUUUGAUAGUCAGGAAAGGUCUUUGUUCUGUCAUCAACCAAAAACUGUCAGUUUAUAGUCUGCUGUCAAUUAUAGUCAUUAGUAAUUAUUUAUAUAAUUAAUAUUGCACUUAAGUUGUUUAGAAAACCAGUUGAAGAUAUUUUUCCAAUAGCUAUACAAAGUGGAAAUAAAUAUGCUAAUGAUCCGAAUUACCACGCCUUUCACACUUCAGAGACACUGAAUCGUAUAUUCUACUAAGUUUGGUUUAAAAAUAAUGAAUCCUGUGCAAGACUUUGUGCAUGAGUCUGGAUAUAUUUAAAAGUGAUGUUUUAGAUAAGCAUUGAUUCAAAACUCCAAAAUAUUAUAGCUAAUAUUUUUACUGUUUACUAAAUACUAUAAACUGCAUCUAUAAUAAGUUUUGUUGUAGAGCACUUAAAUGACCUUAUAGUAAUUUAAAAUUUAAGUUAAAAUAACUUUGUAAAUGAGGAGAAAGGUUGCUUCCUACAUACAGCCACUCGUAUCAAAAAGCUGUAGAAACUGCAGUUUGUACACAUUGGUUCCACUUAAAUCAGCAGCUUACAGGUAGCUAUUUUUUCUACGGUAGACUCCCAUAUUGACUUCCUGUUUUUGGUAACUCGACUGCCCUUCCUCUGCUGCUCUGUCAAAACACUGGAACAAAGAUCUCUCCUUAAAUAUCCCCAGGGUGCCUCAGAUAUUAUAGGAAGUCCACAGCUGUCUCUCAUAGUAAGUCAGUGAGCUCGUGUUCCUGUGUCUCUUCCAGGAAAGAUCCAUUUUCCACACUGGGGUCGUCACUUCCUCAGAAAUGUCCAAACAACUGUUUGCCUUACUGACCUGCAGUGCACUAAAGGACCUAAAGGACUGAAACUAGGACUGGACAUAGAUUUGUAUCAGUCAAGCCUCUUUGUGGUUCAUGUGAAGCAGAACAUACAUAGGAAAAAGCACAGAGGGAUUAAUGAUAUGAGAACAAACAUGCUUAGAAGGUAUACAGGACCACUGCACAGACUAAAACUGACAGGUUCAAACAGCAUUAUCAGAAAGACUGCAUGAGAGUAAAUGAUGCAAUAAAUUAAUAUAUCCUCUUCUCCUAAAUAUAACACUUUUACUCACUUAGUGUUCAGUCUCAUUUCUAUUCAGAGUGCACCACAUGACAGCUUUUAAAUGGAUACCCCAGAGAGAAUGCAGCUGUUUCUAUUGUAUUUAUACUCGAUGGUAAACCUUGUGUCUGUUAUGUGGGGGCCAUGCAAGAACUGUCAGAAAUAUCCAAUAUUUAGCUGAAAUGCACUGGAAUAGAAACUGCUCAUGCUGUUCAACCCUAUGGAAGAAAAACUGGAGCCACCUUUUAAGGUGCCUUACCAGGUGCCAUCAUAUUAUUGCAAUGACUGGCAAUAAUACCCCCCUCACUAUAGAGAUCAAGAUUUCAGGCUUUUUCUUUAAUAAAUAUUUAUUUUCUUUCACUUUAAAAAGCAUACUGCUCUGAUAAAAGUCCAAGCUAGCUAGAUAGCUAGCUAGAUUGAACCACAAUAAAUAAUAUAUAAUAAUAAUAAAUAAAACAGAAUAAAUAAUACAUAAUAGUACAAUAAAUAAUAUAAAUAAUAAAACAUCCCUGUAGUGAAGUGGUAUGAUUAUAUCAUGACUGAUAUAAAUAAAAUUUUUGGACAGAAACAUUGCAGAGCUGCAUUAUGACAUUAAUUUAGGAUUAAAUAAGAUAUGAUUUUUUUGAUGCCUUUGACUGAUGACAAGUCAAUGUGGAGAUGACCUCUAAACUUACAACAAAACAUGGUGGAGGUCUUAUUAAAAAUGUAUGGCUACUUUGAAGAUCAGAAUAAAGAGCAAAAUGUAUCUCACAGCAUUAAAAACCAUUAAGACCAAGAAUUCAGAUCUUCCAUCUCCUUGACCCGAUGCUCAUAUUUACCUGGAUAAAUCAUGGUUUUCCUGGCAAAGAUUAAGAGAUACUUACACAACAAUGGCUGUCAUGUUGCAGAAAGUUCUCCCAUUAAAUGUUAGUGAUAUGUGUUUGAGGUUAUUUUUUUUAUUUGUAUUGAUUCAUUUAAAAUAAAAUACAAAUAAUUAACAAAUAAUAAAAAAAAAAAACCUCAAAGCAGAAAUCCAAUUUGUUGUGUCUUACUAAAAACUAAUAAUUCAUAGUUGAGGCCAGUGUAUUACAUUUCAGGCCAUCUGUUUAUAUUUCCUGUUGACAGAUACACAGUCUAGCACU
Melanotaenia boesemani (Boeseman's rainbowfish) is the source of this 6059-nucleotide messenger RNA. Its product is annotated as E3 ubiquitin-protein ligase RNF14-like. The record is from RefSeq and is a predicted model, not a curated record. NCBI's taxonomy places the organism in Eukaryota, Metazoa, Chordata, Actinopteri, Atheriniformes, Melanotaeniidae. Gene Ontology annotation, cellular component: ubiquitin ligase complex; cytoplasm. Bases 174 to 1682 code for a protein of 502 amino acids. Gene Ontology annotation, molecular function: ubiquitin conjugating enzyme binding; ubiquitin protein ligase activity; zinc ion binding. The transcript has 7 exons. Gene Ontology annotation, biological process: protein polyubiquitination; ubiquitin-dependent protein catabolic process; positive regulation of proteasomal ubiquitin-dependent protein catabolic process.